Colletotrichum gloeosporioides is the source of this 228-nucleotide messenger RNA. RefSeq lists its product as uncharacterized. The coding region runs from base 1 to 228 and encodes 75 amino acids. The record is from RefSeq and is a predicted model, not a curated record. The transcript has a single exon. NCBI's taxonomy places the organism in Eukaryota, Fungi, Ascomycota, Sordariomycetes, Glomerellales, Glomerellaceae.
AUGUGCGAGUGGUACCGCCGCAACUACGCCUGCGGGCACCACUUCACGGGCGCCUCCGAGUGGUGCUACCGCUACAGCCAGACGCAGAAGCGUUGCAAGGUCGUCGUGACGCAGGUCGACUACGACGCGUCGGUCUGCAAGAGCUGCAUGAAGAAGGGCCACAAGACGGAGGUGCCCUGGGAGCACAUGAUUGACCGGACCAAGUACGAUCCCAGCCGGGACGAGUGA